AUGUGUGUUGACAAAUUCUGCAUCAUUUGGCUUGAUGCUAAUGCGAACACUGAAGAGAUCCAAAAUGCAGAACAAAAAUUGGCCUCUAUUAUUAAUCAUUUCGAGGAGUUUCAAGAUAAAGAACAAUGCCAGAAAUAUAUUGAAACACGAUCAGAAAAGGAUCGACUAGUAAUAAUCGUUAGUGGUCGAUUCGGAAAAGAAAUAGUACCUUCUGUUCACUACCUUCCACAAGUUAUGUCAAUUUAUGUGUACUGCAUGGAUAAAAAACUUAAUGAACAAUGGGCUUGUAAAUUCGCAAAAGUAAAAGCUGUUGUUGUUCAGUUUGAUGAACUUAUUUCUCGAAUUGAAACUGAUCAUCAAGUUCACAAAACGGUGAAAGAAUCAUUUUCAAUCAAUAGUUUUACUACAAGUGUUGAUGCAGGUAACUCUACAAUAGGCGUAAACGGUCUGUUUCUUUUUUCAGAAGGACGGGUUGAUUUCCUUAAAGUUGAAGCUCUAAAGUGUAUUACUUUAGCUUUAACUGUUGAACUUUAA
Messenger RNA from Rotaria sp. Silwood2, 534 nucleotides. The record is from the annotation of a GenBank genome assembly. NCBI's taxonomy places the organism in Eukaryota, Metazoa, Rotifera, Eurotatoria, Philodinida, Philodinidae.